Messenger RNA from Bombina bombina (fire-bellied toad), 1066 nucleotides. RefSeq names its product oocyte zinc finger protein XlCOF26-like. NCBI's taxonomy places the organism in Eukaryota, Metazoa, Chordata, Amphibia, Anura, Bombinatoridae. Gene Ontology annotation, molecular function: RNA polymerase II cis-regulatory region sequence-specific DNA binding; DNA-binding transcription factor activity, RNA polymerase II-specific. The transcript has a single exon. Gene Ontology annotation, cellular component: nucleus. The record is from RefSeq and is a predicted model, not a curated record. Gene Ontology annotation, biological process: regulation of transcription by RNA polymerase II; central nervous system development. The annotation marks the transcript as partial.
UAGUUCAUAUCCAUCCUUCACUACAGGAAGCCUCAGAAUGGUACCGCAAACUCCAAAAAUCUUAGACACUAAUGACUAUUCACAAACAUUGGGGAUAUCACAGCAGAUAUUUAAAGAUGAUGAUGAAUUGGCAGGAACUGGGAAGCAAUCAUUAUGUACAGAGAGUAAUUUAGUCAUCAAACAAGAGGACAUGUAUGACUUAUCUAGUGAAAUGAUUAUCCCAGAAGAUAAACCACACACAUUUACUGAGUUUUCAAAAUGUAUUAAAGAAGGGAAAAGUCUACAAUCUAAACAAAUGAUUCAUACAAAGGAGAAACAGUUAAAAUGUACAGAAUGUGAGAAAAUCUUUAGAUGGAAGUCUCAUCUACUAGAACACCACAAAAUACACACAAGUGAGAAACCACACACAUGUACUGAGUGCAGCAAAUGUUUUACACGAAAGAGUGAGCUGAAAAAUCAUGAAAGGAUUCACACAGGGGAAAAGCCUUUCACAUGUACAGAGUGUGGAAAAUGUUUUACAGAGAAGAGUAGUCUGAAAAAGCAUGAAAGGAUUCACACAGGAGAAAAGCCUUUCACAUGUACAGAGUGUGGGAAAUGUUUUACAGGAUUGAGUACUCUGAAAUAUCAUGAAAGGAUUCACACAGGGGAAAAGCCUUUCACAUGUACAGAGUGUGGAAAAAGUUUUUCACAUAAGGGUAAUCUGAAAUCUCAUGAAAGGAUUCACACAGGAGAAAAGCCUUUCACAUGUACAGAGUGUGGAAAAAGUUUUAGACGAAUGAGUACUCUGAAAUUUCAUGAAAGGAUUCACACAGGAGAAAAACCUUUCACAUGUACAGAGUGUGGAAAAAGUUUUACACGAAUAGAUAGUCUGAAAACUCAUGAAAUGAGUCACACAGGAGAAAAGCCAUUCACAUGUACAGAAUGUGGAAAAAGUUUUACACGAAUAGAUAGUCUGAAAAGUCAUGAAAUGAGUCAUACAGGAGAAAAGCCAUUUACAUGUACAGAGUGUGGAAAAAGUUUUACACUAAAGAGUGAUCUGAAAAAGCAUGAAAGGAUUCACAAGGGA